CUCAGACAGAAAGCAGCAACGUCGGUCUGCAGAGUUCCUCCUCUAACCGAAGGUCUACCAGCCACUCAUGAUGUCCUCCGAUGUUUGCCAAAUGGAGACCCAAAUAUCCUACAAUGUCAGUGAUCAGCAGGUCUCCAGCGGCUACUCCGACAUUCUGGAGGAAACCCUAAAGAUGCUGCUGAGCAUGUGCGACGAUGAGCCAGCCAGACUGCAGGAGCUCAACAAUCGCUUUGCAAGCUACAUCCAGAGGAUCCACCAGCUGGUUAAAGACAACCAGAACCUGGUGGAGGUGGUGCACCUGCGAGUCCAUGAGACCAAGCGCAUCUCUUCCCUGUAUGAGGAGCAGCUCAAGAAGAAGAGCGAGGAGAUUGGGACACUGGCGAGUCAGAAAAAAGAGAUGGAUGCGAAGUUAAAGGAGCUGACCUUCAGACUGGAGACGGAGAACAAACUGAGAAUGGAUGCUGAGCAGAGAAUUGCUAUUCUGAUUAAGGAAGGCAACUCUCCCAAUCUGGAAACCUAUCUCCUGAAAAUUAGGUCACUGGAGGAGGACAUUUCCUUAAUGAAGAAGGUCUAUGAAGAGAAGGAUACAAAAUACUGUCUAGACAUAAAGACUGUGAUCGAUACCGUCGACGGCCCCAAGACUGACCUGACGCUGAUUCUGAAGAAAAUACGCGAGGAUAUGACUAUCAUCGCCAAGGGUAAUGUCAAGGAGAUGGAGACCUUGUAUAAAUCCAGGAUUUCAGAAUGGAAGAGGACUCUGAGGGAGAGAGAGGAGGAACUGGUUGAGGCCCGCCAGAAGAUCUCAGACUUCAAUCUCCAGAUCCACUCCAACACCUGUGAGAUCAGCUCCCUCAAAGCCACCAUUGAAGCCCUGAAGAACCAGAUAAAGAGAAUGGUGGAAUGCCACAAGCUUGAGAUUGAAGGCUUGCAGAGGAAAAUAACCGAUCUCAAUGAACACAUCAGCAGUAAGGAGAAUGAGAUGGGCUUUUACGUGCAGAAGUACCAGGGUCUGCACAGUGCCAAAGUAGCAAUGAAUUUGGAAAUUGCUGCCUACAAACAUCUGCUGGAAUUCGAGGAGGGCAGGAUUAAUGAGUUUGAGCCAAGCAUCAUCCUGUGCAACAAAGGAGAAACCUGGAAUAUCGACCUUGAGGCUUUCAGACAGGAAAUAAGCACUAAGAUCACAGAAGAAACUUGGAUUUACCAACAUGAGGAUAGAAGCUUUGAGCAAACCUACCAAGAGAUCGGCUCUGCAGAGGAAGAUAAGAGCGGAGAUGAAGCAGCAGUUAAAAGCAUAUCACAGGUGGAUUAGAAGUGACAGCUUCCCACAGAGAGGGAGAAGGGGAUGAAAUGAGACACCAACCAGAUUAUAAUAUAAAAUGUAUAAGAUAAUGAUGAUCAAAUAUUUAUUACAGCUUGUUAUGAUUUUUUUCUGAUAUAUGUAUUUAUCUUUUAUUUUGUGAUUUGUUUCUUUGCCUGCUGUUUCCUGUUGAAUGAGUAGAACAGGCUUGAAGUUCAAAUAUAUUUAUAGUUUAUGAAUCUUAAUGCAAAUAUUCAUAUAAGCUAGUUUAUGAAUCGUACUGCAACAUUGUAGCAUUAUAUGAGCUCUUUGUUAUAUUAAACCACCAGAUUAGUAAUAACAACCAAUUUCAUGUAUUUACCAUCAAUAAAACAA
Molecule: messenger RNA, 1672 nt
Organism: Cyprinodon variegatus (sheepshead minnow)
Lineage: Eukaryota; Metazoa; Chordata; Actinopteri; Cyprinodontiformes; Cyprinodontidae
Product: desmin-like
Exons: 13
Coding region: 68-1309 (413 amino acids)
Source: RefSeq, a predicted model, not a curated record